AAACUCGCGGCCGGGGGCGUGGCGUGGGUUUUGCCGGUUCUAGCAGCAGACACAAUGAAACGAGGGGCAAUGUAGGACACCACGUUGAGGCUUGUAAUGCAGACACGCCGAUAGAAAGCAGAGGCCGCUGCUGAUGAGAACAAAACAACGAGUUGAACGUCUUUGGAGAAGAACCGAACGCACUCAGGAAGCUAGGCUCCCAUCAUAACUUUUUCUUUGUCAUUAAACGCAGUCGCGACAAAAUGUCGUUCGCCUACUCGGAUUAUCUGGCCGCCGAGUGUCUGGUGUCGAUAUCAAGCGGCCCCGUCCUUCAUCGACCCACCCCGGUGUCUGCUGCGGCUCAGGUCCCUACUCAGGGCCUUUCUGCCGUGGAGCCAGACGGGUCGAGCGAGGACAGGGAGGUGCGGGAGACGCUCCGGUUAGAGGGGGCCAACAUGAUGACGGUGGCGGAGAUCCUCACCGACCUGCACGGCAAGUUUCGUCCCAUGUCGGCCUAUUCCGAAAGCAGCAACUCGUCGUGCGGAGAGAGCGGCUACACCACGUUGUCUGACUCCACCACCCCAACGCCGACCAUGACCCCCUCUGCCACCCCUGUCCCGGGACAGUACAAUAACACCCCUCAGCAGAUUUGGGGAGGAGGGGGCGCCCCCCGGUCCCCCACCAAGCGUCACCCCUGUACCUUCGACGGGUGUGACCGGGUGUACGGCAAAUCAUCCCACCUGAAGGCGCACAUCAGGACCCACACAGGUGAGAGGCCCUUUCCGUGCACCUGGCCCGACUGCGAAAAGAAGUUUGCCCGUUCUGACGAGUUGGCUCGACACCUGCGUACCCACACUGGCGAGAAACGCUUCCUGUGCCCACUCUGUGACAAGCGUUUCAUGCGCAGCGACCACCUCAUCAAACACGCCCGCCGGCACCCCAACUUCCACCCCUUCAUGAUCAACCGCAAAGGUUCGGCUCAGGGAUCCGCCUCGACCCAGUCCACCACCGCCGCCACUUCGUCCUCAGACGCCUCCUCACCGGGACCACCUCUGUCUGCCACCACAGCUUGA
Messenger RNA from Carassius carassius (crucian carp), 1052 nucleotides. RefSeq names its product Krueppel-like factor 9. The transcript has 3 exons. Gene Ontology annotation, biological process: regulation of transcription by RNA polymerase II. The record is from RefSeq and is a predicted model, not a curated record. Gene Ontology annotation, molecular function: RNA polymerase II cis-regulatory region sequence-specific DNA binding; DNA-binding transcription factor activity, RNA polymerase II-specific. Bases 243 to 1052 code for a protein of 269 amino acids. NCBI's taxonomy places the organism in Eukaryota, Metazoa, Chordata, Actinopteri, Cypriniformes, Cyprinidae.